This is a messenger RNA of Ictalurus furcatus (blue catfish), 4106 nucleotides long. RefSeq names its product inner centromere protein (gene incenp). The record is from RefSeq and is a predicted model, not a curated record. Gene Ontology annotation, biological process: meiotic spindle midzone assembly; metaphase chromosome alignment; mitotic cytokinesis. Bases 763 to 3474 code for a protein of 903 amino acids. Gene Ontology annotation, cellular component: kinetochore; nucleus; meiotic spindle midzone. Gene Ontology annotation, molecular function: protein serine/threonine kinase activator activity. The transcript is spliced from 20 exons. NCBI's taxonomy places the organism in Eukaryota, Metazoa, Chordata, Actinopteri, Siluriformes, Ictaluridae.
GGUGUUUCUCUGAAGUUGAUAGUAUGUUAGCUUUUUGUUGGUAGUAGUGUUAGCAAAGCUUCUACGGUUUGCAAAGUAUCUCAUUAAUGUUUGCUUAGUAACGAUAUCGCGACGCUUUUUUAAGCAGAUAUAUUUUAAAAUGGUGUUUGUUUGUGUUUUGAGUUAUGUAUUAAUAUUUACUUUGCUCCUAAUGAUUAAGACGCAAUGCUAAGGUUUUUUUUUACUAGCUAGCUAGUUACUCUCCGCUAACUAGUUAGCUACAAUAAAAAUAACGCCUUGACUAAUAAGAUAGGUAAUUAGACAAAUAAUGUUGUUGUAAUUUUAUAUGAACACAUCUUAUUUAGCCAUCACAGAAUGAGUUUGGCAGCAACCGGAAAGAAACAUGAACUUGUCUCUAAUUUAAGGUUAAGCUAAAACUAGAUGAGUGGAUACAAUGGUGUGGUCCAGUUUUUAUGGCAUAAUUCUCAAAGAAAUGACUAAAUCCUGAUCUUUGUCAUAUCUAGCUCUAAUAAAUAUCCUGACGGUUAAUGUUGACAGUCUUGUUUUUAUUUUAACAGUAUAUUCCUGUUUAUGAAGAAGUAUUUUAAAGGGGUCAGUGUAUAUGAGGUCGAAUCUCCUUUCAGUAACGUGAUCUACAGUUCUGCUCCUGAGCGAAACACAUACAUCAUGUCCAUUGUGCAUUUCCAUAAUCUGCUGGGGGGUUUUUAUGUUGUGCUUUGUUUCUUAGUUCUGACCUCAUCCCUCAUUCGAUAAUCUCAUUUCAUGUUUGUUUGUUUUUUUUUUUUAAGGGACGCAGCCAUGAGUUCCCUGCCGGAAGCCACGCGUUCCCUCGUGCAGGUGUUCAACGGGAAGCUGCAGGAGUUCACCAACGAGAUUGAGAAUAUUCACAUGGUAUGGCUGGAAGAGAUUCAGCAGGAGGCUAAGCGCAUGUUCUCCAGCGACUUCAGCACAGAGCCAGAGCUUAUGCCAAAGACUCCAUCGCAGAAGAAGACGAACCGCAGGAGACGCGUGUCCACAGAGCUCGGCGAAGCUCGUAGCAAAAGACGUUUCUCUAAGGGGAAGCGCAGUAACCUGCGACGUUCCUCAGUCCAGCUCACUCUAAAUUCAAUCUCUGAGUUGGUGGUUACACAAGCCCCCAAUGACAGUACUGACAGUGUGGUUGAGGAGCCUGCUCGCCGCACACGCCGCAACAAAGCCGCCGCGGCUGCAGACAGCGAGCCGGUCAAACGUAGCACACGCAACAAAGCGGCUGCCAAGGCAAAGGAGCAGGCUGAGAAGGUGGAGGAGGUGCUGGCAGCUGCUCCACAGUCACCUGAGAAUGUUGCAAAGGAAAAGGAGCACUCGGUUGAGGAGUCGAGCAGCUCUUCAACUUCUGUGCAGACACUGGUGUCUGAGGCUGUGGUGAAAAUCCCCUCGGUUGAACGUCUUUCUGCUGAGAAGCUACUCCAGUGCUCUCCCUCUCCAAACCGCUACGCACAGAAGAUUACCAUAGCAGCUGCAGGUGGCCAGGCGUCGGCGAGGAGCUCAGCCCGACACUCCCUCGUAGUGCGGCGUUCUCUGGCAGGCCUCAGGCACAGCAUGACUCAGGAAGCAGUGCGUCGUGCUUCUCGGCGCUCGUUUCUGAAGAAGAAGGCCAGGCUGGGCAACUCGACAUGCAGCAGCACCAUCAGUGGGGACGUGUCUGUGGAUGUAGAACCAGAGGAAAAUGACAAAGCGGUGGAGGACAGGAUGGAGGAGGUGGUUGGUGAGGAAGAGCCAGCAGCAGAAUCGAACACUGAAACCGAGGCAACCCAGCCUGAGGAGUCUGAGCCCAUGAAACCAGUAGGUGAGGCUGUUCCCAUACUGGCGAAUGAUGAGAUGACCACAUCUCCCAGUGUCCAAGAAAAUUGCCGCUUUACGCGCUCCAUGGCCCAGCCCUCAGGAUCAGAUGACAGUGGGAAAAACAGUCAGGAUGAUGUUCGGGCGUCUCGCUCAGCUACCAAACGUGCAGCUGCAGAAGCAGCAGCAGAAGUACUCAGCACCCCCAAGAAGAAGCACUCUCCUCCUAAGAAGUGCAUGACUGGCAUCACACCCGGCAUGCGCUCCUUCCUGCACACAGUGCAGAAAAACCAGCUGCUGAUGAUGACUCCAAGCUCUCUUGGUCGUACCUCUGUCAUGAAAUCCUUUAUUAAACAGAGCGGAAAGCUCGAAGUCAAGCAGUUGAGUGCUGGCUCAGUGGAGCGGGAGCGACAGAAAUGGGACGCCCUUAACAAGAAGAUUGAGCAAGAAAAUGAAAGAAAGAAAAAGCUGGAGGAGGAGAGAAGGAAGAAACAGGAGGAACUGAAAAAGAAACGGGACGAGCGUUUGAAACGUGUAGUGGAGGCCCGGGUGAAAGGAGAAAAGGAGAAAGAGCAGGAAAAGAAAAAGAAAAUAGAAGAGAAAAUGGCACAAAUAGAGAAGAAACAUGACAUGCUGCGUGUGGAGCGGCUCGCUGAGGAGAAAGCAAAGAAAAAGGUGGCAACGAAGCGUCAAGAGGAAUUGGAACUUCGUAAGAAACAGGAAGAAGCGGCUCGGAAGAAAAAGCUUCAGCAAGCCGAGGAGGAGGAGCGGCGACACCAGGAGCUGUUGGCCAAGCGUAAGGUUGAGGAGGAGCGGGAGAAGGCACGCAAACAAGCCGAGGCUGCUCGUGCUCUGGAGCUCAAGAAGGAGCAAGAGAGGGAGCGGGAACGCGAGAGGCAGCGUGAGGAGAGAGAGCGGGAGCGAGAACGACAGGCUGCUGCUGAGAGGGAGAGGUUGGAGCGUGAGAGAGUGGAGCGGGAGAGGGCCCUAGCUCUUCAGAAGGAACUGGAGAGAGCGGCCAAGGAGAAAGAGAGGAGAGAGCUGGAGGAGAAGAGGAAGAAGGAAGAGGAGCAGAAAAGGGCUGAGGAGGAGAGAAUGGCCCAACAGAAACGUGCUGCUGCUACUGCUGCACCCCCUACAGUCACUACUGUUGUAAACCUGCCUGUCAGCAAAGCUCUUAAUACUGCAAUUACACACAGUCCUGCACUAAAUGUUACAGUAGAUCUUGAGCAUUCAGUCAUGAAUACUCCUGCUGGCAAAGGGACCGCUCAUAACAAGACUAUUGAUAAGGGAGCAGGGCUUAAUGUUACUGUAGAUGUAGAGAAGUCUCCUCAGUCCUACCAGAUUACACCUAAAGGCAAGAAGGUUGAGGUUUUGGUCAAUCCAGAGGACUAUGGCAUGGACCAGAACAGUGAUGACUCAACAGAUGAUGAGUCAGCACCCAGGAAACCCAUCCCUUCCUGGGCUGAGGGUAUGCAGCUUCAGCAAGCUAUUAUGAAGCAAUAUUAUGACCCAGUGGAUCUGCACUCCUACUUUGGGGUUGUUGAGCAGCCCAACCUGGAGAAGAUUUUCCAAAGGAGCAAACCACGCUUCUUCAAGCGCACAAGCUCUGCUGUCUGGCACUCCCCUCCACCCAUGGGUGCCAUGCCCAACUAGCUGGGAACUGUCUGUUAGAAUUUGUUGUUGUUUGUCUAUUUCUCUGUUUUUUGUUUGUUUGUUUUUUAAAUAUGAAAGCAUUUUAGAUUUUGUGUUUAUAUAAAACAUUUGGAUUUCACAUAAAUAAAGUGCUAUAAAAAUGUAUCAGAGGUAGAGUAAUAGAAAAUCCAAAAAGGGUUUUACAACACAAUGCUGUGCACCCUGACCCCACUCCAUUAUUCUUCCACUUAUAUUUUAACCUACAGUAUUUCGCAAUACUGUUAUUUAGUGCUGUUAGUAACUGGGGCCUUCGUACAUCUGUUAUGAAAUGGCAUGGCCACUUUGGGAUACAAUCUUAUGGGUUACAGAAAUCACUGUAUGUAUGUAAAUUUUUGUUUUUGUUUUUUCAUUUAAAAUAUGCCUCGGAAAAGAAAUGGUCAAAUGCUGCCUAUAUAUUUCUGUAAUGGUGGGGGGGGAGUUUUGAAAUUUAUUUUUGUUAAGUAGGCUAAGGUUGGGGGGGGGGUGUUUUGUGUGUCUCUCAACCCCCACACAAAAGGUGUGGAGCUUUCCUCAGACUAAUUAACAAGUAAUUAAAUUAAUAAUCUAAGUAAUUAAUUGUGACAUUAUGAUUAAAAAAAAAGUGAGAACUUGGU